Colletotrichum orchidophilum is the source of this 903-nucleotide messenger RNA. RefSeq names its product signal sequence receptor alpha chain. The transcript has 3 exons. The record is from RefSeq and is a predicted model, not a curated record. The annotation marks the transcript as partial. Gene Ontology annotation, cellular component: endoplasmic reticulum membrane; endoplasmic reticulum. Lineage: Eukaryota; Fungi; Ascomycota; Sordariomycetes; Glomerellales; Glomerellaceae.
CCUCCUCCUGCUUCCUUCCUCCCCCACUCUAGUCAACCUUGCCUGCGAUUGUUGAAUUGGUCACGUCGCACCCAGUUGCUCGCCCUCGUCGCCGCUACAAUGGUCCAUCUGAAGUCUUCGCUCUUGGCCGUUUUGGCCCUGCCCAUCGCCGGCGUGUUCGCUGCUGCGGAGGCCCCAGUCGACACCGACGCUGUUCCCCCGGCCCUCAAGGCUGACAUCGAGACCACCUUCCCCGAUGCCGAUAUCUUUGGUGUGAAGAUCGUCAACGGUCACCCCACCAAGGCCUUGAUUGAAUUCACCAACAAUGAAGAUGCGCCAAUUCAGGUCGCCAUAGUCGGCGGCACCCUGUCCUCCACUCAGGAGCUUCCCGAGGACUCCCUCCCCAGUGACAGCAUCAUCCGCAACCUGACCGCUGCGCGCUACGACCUGACCAUUGAGGCUGGCGACAAGAAGGCUGUUCCCUACUCCUUUGCUCUCGACGCCAACCCUCAGGAUGUUCUCCUUCAGCUUAUUGCUGUUGUGAGCAAUUCCAAGGGUGACGUCUUCCAGGUCCAGGCUUACAACUCCACCGCCGCCAUCGUCGAGCCUCCCACCAGCAUCUUCGACCCCCAGAUCAUUUUCCUCUACCUCUUCCUCUCUGGUGCCUUCGCUGGCACUCUCUACUUCGUCUAUAAGACUUGGAUCGAGGCGCUGUUCCCCCAGGCCAAGAAGGCCAAGUCUUCCAAGAAGGCCCGCACUGUCAGUGUCACCGUGCCUCUGGCUGAGGCUGACACUGCUGGCGUUGCCUCCUCGACUGGCAAGAGCUAUGAUGAGAGCUGGAUCCCCGACCACCACAUCAACAAGCCUGUUGCCAAGCGCGUCAAGAGCGGUGCUAGUGGCAAGCUCAAGAAGGGCUCUGAGUAG